GGCUUACAUUUUAGUAGUUAUUUCAGUUUUAAUGCAGGAGAUACUUCACACUCUGAAGUCCUAUGGAUUGGUCACCUCAUCAGCCCUUGCAUUUUCUCCAUUCGAACAGAACAUUUUAAUAUAGUAAAACAUGGUGAACUAUAAUUCACUCCCACCUCCCAUUAGUUCUUCUAACCCUUGUAUCAUUAUCUCUGCAUGUUUCCCCCUUGGGUCUACCAAAGGAGCCCUCAGCAGACGUCAAGCUGGCGACUGGAGCAGGAAAGAAGGGCAAGAAGGCGGAGGAGGAGGAGGAGCAGCCUGCAGCACCUCCUGCAGCAGCAGCAGAGGAGGAGGAAGAGGAGGAGGAGCAGCCUGCAGCACCUCCUGCAGCUGCAGCAGAGGAGGAGGAAGAGGAGGAAGAGGAGGAGUAUGUGGUGGAGAAGGUUUUGGACCGUAGAGUGGUGAAGGGAAGAGUAGAGUUUCUGCUGAAAUGGAAGGGGUUCUCAGAUGAGGAUAACAAAUGGGAGCCUCAAGACAACCUGGACGGCCCCGACCUUAUCACCGAGUACAUGCAGAAACACAAGAAGAAGGAGGAUAAAAAGAAGGAGGGCAAGAGGAAAGUUGUCAGUGAGACCUCGGGAGACUCAGAGGAGCGAGGGAGCAAGAGGAAGAAGGAGGAGAAACGGAGAGGAGGAGAGGGACCCAAACGUCACCACUGUCAGCACUGUGACAAAUCCUUCACAUCAUCUGGAUAUUUAAAGAUUCAUCAGAGAGUUCACACUGGAGAGAAUCUACACAGCUGUGAUCAAUGUGGGGCAGCUUUCACUCUCCAGAGUACCCUAAAAACACAUCAACGCAUUCACACUGGAGAGAAGCCGUACAGCUGUGAACAAUGUGGUAAAACUUUUUCUCAGAGUGGUAGCCUUGAAUCUCACCAGCGCAUUCACACUGGAGAGAAGCCGUACAGCUGUGAUCAAUGUGGGGCAGCUUUCAGACGCCAGUGUCACCUAAUAAAACAUCAACACAUUCACACUGGAGAGAAGCCGUACUGCUGUGAUUUAUGUGCUAAAACCUUUUCUCACAGUGGUCACCUAGAAAGCCACCAGCUCAUUCACACUGAAGAUAAACCUUACAGCUGUGAUCAAUGUGGGGCAGCUUUCCGUCAUCAGAAUAGCCUAAAAAAACAUCAACUCAUUCACACUGAAGAUAAACCUUACAACUGUGAACAAUGUGGGGCAGCUUUCCGUCAUCAGAGUAGCCUAAAAACACAUCAACGCAUUCACACUGAAGAUAAACCUUACAACUGUGAACAAUGUGGGGCAGCUUUCCGUCAUCAGAGUAGCCUAAAAACACAUCAACUCAUUCACACUGGAGAUACACCUUACAGCUGUGAACAAUGUGGGAAAACUUUUUCUCAGAGUGGUAACCUUGAAUCUCAUCAACGCAUUCACACUGGAGAGAAGCCAUACUGGUGUGAACAAUGUGGGAAAACAUUUACUCAGAGCGGUAGCCUUAAAACACAUCAACGCAUUCACACUGGAGAGAAGCCGUACUGGUGUGAUCAAUGUGGGAAAACUUUUUCUGAGAGUCGUAGCCUUAAAAAACACCAGCGCAUUCACACUGCCUCGUGAACAUGUUUUCAGAGCCAAACUGUUUCCUCCUGAAUGUAUGUUAUUGUGGCUACGACUACGUAUAACGCUCCUUUCCUUUGAAGGGUUAGUCCUGUUAGAAGUGGGUCAAAUGCUGUUUCUCCUGAUGCUGUGUGUUUUAAUGAUUACUUACUGAGAAUGAUUUUUAAAAAAAUGAUUAUUAUUACCUUUCUGCUGCUCAUUAGUCGCCCAAGUAGAACCUAUGUAUAGGAAACACAGCUUUAAUAUUUCGAUCUGAUAUCACAUUUGGGCUUGGGAGUGGCAUGGUGUCUCUAUAGCAACCCCUAAUGAAUUUUGAAUUAUGAACAUUUGUGACAUCCUUUAAUAUACUCACAAACUCAAAUCAAAACAAUGAAAACCUGUGAGCAAUGCGAGACUAGAGUGAUUUGGUUAAUUUGUGUUUAGCGCCCCCUAAUUAAUUUAAAUGUUUUGGAAUGUGGAACAAUUAAAUGCUAAUAAAUGAACUAAAACAAGGCCACAUGCUGAUUAUUUGUGACUUGAUUUGAUGGAUUUAUUCUUCCUGUUGUGUCUGUGUUUAAACUCCUAAUUAAAAGGUAAAGUUU
Sander lucioperca (pikeperch) is the source of this 2191-nucleotide messenger RNA. RefSeq names its product zinc finger protein 239-like. Gene Ontology annotation, molecular function: DNA-binding transcription repressor activity, RNA polymerase II-specific; RNA polymerase II cis-regulatory region sequence-specific DNA binding. The record is from RefSeq and is a predicted model, not a curated record. Gene Ontology annotation, cellular component: nucleus. NCBI's taxonomy places the organism in Eukaryota, Metazoa, Chordata, Actinopteri, Perciformes, Percidae. Gene Ontology annotation, biological process: negative regulation of transcription by RNA polymerase II; central nervous system development. Bases 549 to 1610 code for a protein of 353 amino acids. The transcript is spliced from 5 exons.